CCCAGCGCAGGCAGCGCGCCGCGGGAGCCCGAAGCCGGGAGCGCGGAGCUCGGCGCUGCGGGGCCCGGGCCGGGGCUCGCGCGGGCCGGAGCCGGCUGGGUCAGCUAAAGCGCUGCCGGGGAGGGGGCCGGGGCCGGGCCGAGCUCGGGAUGGCGCAGCCGCGGCCCCUGGAGCCCCCGGGCCAUCCUCGGAGGGGAUCACUGCCCUCUGGGGCCGGCUGGCAGAACACAGAUCUGUUUGAGAUGAUUGAAAAGAUGCAGGGAAGCAGGAUGGAUGAACAGCGAUGCUCCUUCCCACCACCCCUCAAAACGGAGGAGGACUACAUUCCCUACCCGAGCGUCCACGAGGUCCUGGGGCGAGAAGGGCCCUUCCCCCUCAUCCUGCUGCCCCAGUUUGGGGGCUACUGGAUUGAAGGCACCAAUCACGAAAUCACCAGCAUCCUGGAGACAGAGCCGCUGCAGUCGCCCACGGCCAAGGUGAAGCUGGAAUGCAACCCCACCGCCCGCAUCUACCGCAAGCACUUUCUUGGCAAGGAGCAUUUUAAUUACUACUCACUGGACACCGCCCUGGGCCACCUUGUCUUCUCACUCAAGUAUGAUGUCAUCGGGGACCAGGAACACCUGCGUCUGCUGCUCAGGACCAAGUGCCGGACGUACCAUGACGUCAUCCCCAUCUCCUGCCUCACUGAGUUCCCCAACGUGGUCCAGAUGGCAAAGCUGGUGUGUGAAGACGUGAAUGUGGAUCGAUUCUAUCCUGUGCUCUACCCCAAGGUAUGGCUGGAUCUGGGCCCUGCUCACUGGGAGUUGGUGGGUAACUAGGGGACCAAGCAUUUAUUGGGCACCUGCUGUGUGCAGGGCAUUUUUCCUAAGUUCUCUCAUUUAAACCUCACAAUAAC
Molecule: messenger RNA, 895 nt
Organism: Physeter macrocephalus (sperm whale)
Lineage: Eukaryota; Metazoa; Chordata; Mammalia; Artiodactyla; Physeteridae
Product: rap1 GTPase-activating protein 1-like
Exons: 8
Coding region: 150-818 (222 amino acids)
Biological process (GO): activation of GTPase activity; regulation of small GTPase mediated signal transduction
Cellular component (GO): cytoplasm; membrane
Molecular function (GO): GTPase activator activity
Source: RefSeq, a predicted model, not a curated record